UUUGCAUGGCCUUAUACCAGAUAUUCAAAAUCCAUCCUUUUUCUUCCCUAGUUUCCUCAAUUCAUCUCCCAACUUCUCUCCCUCUCCCUCCAAAUCAGUCUCUUUCUCUUCUCAAACUUCUCAAAGUUGCUCUCUUUCUUAUCAAAGCUUCCAUCUUUCUCUGCUGCCAUGGCAGUAGCGGAGCUCUCAACGCCUUCAUACACCACCACCCGCCUUGUCCACCCAUCCAAGCUCUCCUUCUCAGCCACCCAUCUCCGCCGUGUUGCUUUUCCACCUCUCUCUCGCACCCAAAACGCUCGAGUCUCUUGCUCUCUUGCACCCAAUCAAGUCCAAGCUCCUGCUCCUACGCUAACUGAAGACCCCAAGAACAAACUCGAGUGUUAUGGCGUGUUUUGCCUCACCUAUGAUCUCAAAGCUGAAGAAGAGACAAAAUCCUGGAAGAAAAUGAUUAAUAUUGCGGUCUCUGGUGCAGCUGGGAUGAUUUCUAAUCAUCUACUAUUCAAACUUGCAUCGGGCGAGGUUUUUGGGGCAGACCAACCCAUUGCAUUGAAACUACUGGGAUCUGAAAGAUCAUUUGAAGCUCUCGAAGGAGUUGCUAUGGAAUUGGAGGAUUCCCUAUUUCCUUUGUUGAGGGAGGUGAGCAUAGGUAUUGAUCCAUAUGAGGUGUUCCAAGAUGUUGACUGGGCUCUACUAAUAGGAGCAAAGCCUAGAGGUCCUGGAAUGGAACGAGCUGAUUUGUUGGACAAAAAUGGGCAGAUCUUUGCAGAGCAGGGGAAGGCUCUCAAUGCUGUUGCAUCUCGUAAUGUCAAGGUGAUAGUGGUUGGCAACCCUUGUAACACAAACGCACUAAUUUGUUUGAAAAAUGCUCCGAAUAUUCCUGCUAAAAAUUUUCAUGCUUUGACACGGUUGGAUGAAAAUAGAGCAAAAUGUCAGCUGGCCCUCAAAGCGGGUGUCUUCUAUGAUAAAGUGUCAAAUGUGACCAUCUGGGGAAAUCAUUCUACCACUCAGGUCCCAGAUUUCUUAAAUGCUAAAAUUGAUGGCUUGCCUGUCAAAGAGGUCAUCAAGGAUCACAAGUGGUUAGAGGAAGAGUUUACACACAAGGUCCAGACGAGAGGAGGUGCCCUCAUAAAAAAGUGGGGAAGAUCUUCAGCUGCAUCAACUUCCGUGUCAAUUGUAGAUGCCAUAAAGUCCUUGGUUAAUCCUACCCCUGAGGGUGAUUGGUUUUCUUCUGGUGUUUACACCAGCGGAAAUCCGUAUGGUAUAGCAGAGGAUAUAGUAUUCAGUAUGCCAUGCAGAUCUAAAGGGGACGGGGAUUAUGAACUUGUGAAGGACAUUAAAUUUGACGAUUAUCUUCUCAAGAGAAUAACAAAGAGUGAAGCUGAGUUACUGGCUGAGAAAAGAUGUGUUGGUCACCUAAUUGGACAGGGUAUUGCUUUUUGUGAUCUGCCCGAGGAUACUAUGCUUCCUGGAGAGAUGUAAUUGCAGCUAGAUAAUUCUAUAUCUUGAAAACAUCCACGAACACGAAAGCGACGACAAAGUGCAGAUGGAUCAAACCAUACAUUAUUUAUUUAUGUAGAGAUAGAGCUAAACAUUGACAUAUACAUAUUUGUAAUCGUAUGAUUGUUUGUUUAGUUGCUUGUGG
Fragaria vesca subsp. vesca is the source of this 1642-nucleotide messenger RNA. RefSeq names its product malate dehydrogenase [NADP], chloroplastic-like. Gene Ontology annotation, molecular function: L-malate dehydrogenase (NADP+) activity; L-malate dehydrogenase (NAD+) activity. The record is from RefSeq and is a predicted model, not a curated record. Bases 169 to 1479 code for a protein of 436 amino acids. The transcript is spliced from 15 exons. Gene Ontology annotation, biological process: malate metabolic process; oxaloacetate metabolic process; tricarboxylic acid cycle. Lineage: Eukaryota; Viridiplantae; Streptophyta; Magnoliopsida; Rosales; Rosaceae.